This is a messenger RNA of Ylistrum balloti, 933 nucleotides long. RefSeq names its product acetylcholine receptor subunit delta-like. Lineage: Eukaryota; Metazoa; Mollusca; Bivalvia; Pectinida; Pectinidae. The coding region runs from base 1 to 933 and encodes 310 amino acids. Gene Ontology annotation, biological process: monoatomic ion transmembrane transport. Gene Ontology annotation, cellular component: membrane. The record is from RefSeq and is a predicted model, not a curated record. The transcript has a single exon. Gene Ontology annotation, molecular function: extracellular ligand-gated monoatomic ion channel activity; transmembrane signaling receptor activity.
AUGAUUUGGCUUCCCGCCGUGACUAUCUUGAAUUCUAAUGAUGACAGAAAUGCUAUAGUUAAAAGCAUAUCUGGUGCUCAGAUCCUUCCUGAUGGAACAGUGAAUUGGUGUCCGGAUGUAUCAAUGGCAACAUCAUGUCCAAUCUCAGUUCGAAAAUAUCCAUUCGACAAACAGGAAUGCGACAUAAGUCUUAUAUCAUGGCUCAGAGGACCUACCGAACAAAUAUUUAGUUCGGUAAGGGAUGAUAUAGCCGUGGUUUCUAAAGAGCUGAACACAGAAUGGGAAUUUCUUGGGUCAUCGACAUCAGUGAGCACGAUUCCACCGUCGUAUAACUCUCGUGUGUCAUUCAAUAUAGAGAUAAAAAGGCGGCCAUUUUAUCAGAUCGUUCACACGCUUAUACCACUUGUACUUUUGUCAUACAUGAACUGUUUUAUAUUCGUGAUUCCUAUCAAUUCAGGAGAGAACACUUCAUUCGGGGUAGCAAUAUUCCUAGCCUUUGCUGUAUUCAUUGGACCCGUAAAGGAAUCACUUCCUGUGACCUCAACUGAAACAUGUCUUCUGACAGUUUAUCUGAUAGUGCAAUUCUGCAUAGGAGGGCUGGAGCUAUGUGUGUCAAAUAUCACUCUACGUCUUGCUGCAAGAACAAAGCAUGUUAGUGAAAAAAGUUGGUGGAUGAAGCUUGAAAAAAUCCUUUUCCUCACACAGAAACAGAAUAGAAAAAUUUACCCUGAUCCGGUCAUCAUCGUAGAGGAAUUAUCUAAAGGAGAUAAUGAAGGUGAUAUAGCCAAAAAUAUCAAGACUGAUGAACGACCUUGUGAAAACGUAGAUUUUGAUUGGAUGGCCUUAGGAUCUAAGUUAAACAUGAUCUGUUUUUUAUUUUUCAUUGUUAUAAAAUCAUUGAUUCUUAUUACAUAUCUCACAGAGACUUUUUAA